This is a messenger RNA of Leishmania braziliensis MHOM/BR/75/M2904, 2076 nucleotides long. RefSeq names its product putative ATP-dependent RNA helicase. Bases 1 to 2076 code for a protein of 691 amino acids. Gene Ontology annotation, molecular function: nucleic acid binding; ATP binding. Gene Ontology annotation, cellular component: nucleolus. The transcript has a single exon. The record is from RefSeq and is a predicted model, not a curated record. NCBI's taxonomy places the organism in Eukaryota, Euglenozoa, Kinetoplastea, Trypanosomatida, Trypanosomatidae.
AUGAAGGGGGCUACACUCAGCGAGCCGACCCUGGCGUUCCUCCGCGACAACAUGAAGUUCACGACAAUGGCCCCCGUCCAGGCUCGCACCAUUCCACUCUUCCUCACCAACUACGACGUGGUUGUGGAGGCCAUCACCGGCAGCGGCAAGACGCUCGCAUACCUUAUCCCAUGCCUGGAGAUGCUGCUGCGACCACGGUGCCGUGAGGUGGCGAAAGAGUGCAAGAAUGCCGUCUUUGCCGUUCUCGUGUUGCCAUCGAGGGAGUUGGCGCAGCAGGUGUUUCAGAUUGUGAAGCGCAUGCUGCACUUUGUGACCAAAGGAUACAAAAAUGGCACCCCAGCGAACGGCCUUCCCGCCUACUCGUACCAGUGCUUCAUCGGCGGGCGUGACAUCCAGCGCGACGUCGAGGAAUUCUGCAAGCAGGGCGGCAACGUACUCGUCGGUACACCAGGCCGCCUCUACGAGCUGCUCGUCUCCUCAAAGUACGCGAGCCUCUUCAACUUUAGUCAGUUCGAGCUUCUCAUUCUUGAUGAGGCCGACAAACUGCUCGAGUUCGGCUUUAGGGCAAAACUGGAUGCGAUCCUGAAGCGGCUGCCGAAGCAGCGCCGCACCGGCUUGUUCAGUGCGACGCAGACAAAAGAGCUGGCGGAGCUGGCGCGGGCGGGAAUGCGCAAUCCGGUGUCCGUCACCGUCCGUAUUAAUUCCCUCAACUCCGCCAACGUUGAUACUGCAAAGCCGCAGAUUCCGGAGCGGCUUUCCAACUUCUAUGCCUUCACGCAGGCAUCGGAGAAGCUGGAUCGCCUCGUUGAGUUCCUGGCGUCGCACAAGGACGAGAAGGUGCUUGUCUACGCCAUGACGUGUGCAAGCGUGGAGUGGCUCUACGAGGCGCUCGCGACGGUGCUGUGGAAAGACGACGCUGACAAUGUCUUUGCUCUCCACGGACAGAUGAAGCUGGAGAAGCGACAGAAGGUGCACCGGCAAGUCACGAAGCGUUCGAGGUGCGUUCUCGUCUGUACCGACGUGGCGUCACGCGGGCUGGAUAUCCCGAAAGUGGGCGUGGUGGUGCAGUACGACCCGCCAGUGGACCCCAACACAUUCAUCCACCGUAUCGGCCGCACAGCGCGCAUGGGACGCAGUGGUGAGAGUGUCGUCUUUCUCAUGCCGCAGGAACUAGAAUACAUCAGCUUCAUGCGGCUGCAGAACGUGCCUCUGGAAGCCCUCGAUGAGGAGCGGGACAGCGUCGACGCCGCCAAGGAUGCGGUGCGUAGCAUGAACGCGCGACGCACGCUGCUGAGCUCCAAGUUGUCGGAUAAGUGUAAGGCGAUUCAUCAAGCGCACCGUGAGAAGCAACUGAGCCGGCGAGAGCGCCGCCAGCAGUUGCACGAGGCGCAUCGAGCGAUGAUGGAGGGAAAGAACCAGCGACUCACGAAAAAGAAGGAGGUGAUGGGAGACAUGUGCGAGAGUCCCUCCAUUCUCGCGCUGCGUCGAGAGGAGUGCCACAACGAGAAGUUGCUGAGCCUCGCCGCCCGCGCCUUCGUGUCGUUCCUGCGGGCCUACAAGGAACACGAGUGUCGUUACAUCUUUCAACUGCAGCUCAUCGACCUCACUGACCUGACGCACGGCUUCGGGCUUUUCAAGAUUCCCAACUGUGGCGAGAUCAAGCGGAUGCGUGUGCUCCGCAUUCCUCUGCAGGAGGAAUUCGCUCCAUUUGUGAAGGAGAUGGCGACUGCGCUGCGGGAGAAGCGGCAGCGUGCCAGCGAGGAGCAGUCCAGCGCGGCAGCGGAUGGCGGCGGCGGCGGCGAUAAAGGCCCAGACGCGAAGAGGCACCGCACGGAGCGCAACGAGAAACUGGAGGCGCUGAAGCUGCUGAAGAUGUCCAAGUCAGAGCGCAGCCGCGCCUGGAAGCAGGCGGAGCUAGACGAGCUGCUCAAGGAUAGCUACUACGUCAAGAUGGAGCGACGCGGCAAGGUAAAGCAGCACGUGGUGGACGAGAAGAUGGGCAUGGACGCAAUUGAGAACUCUUUCAUGAGUUCGCGAGAGCGGAAGGAGGCACAGCUUACCCGCAAGGCCCGCUGA